Cricetulus griseus (Chinese hamster) is the source of this 935-nucleotide messenger RNA. The record is from RefSeq and is a predicted model, not a curated record. NCBI's taxonomy places the organism in Eukaryota, Metazoa, Chordata, Mammalia, Rodentia, Cricetidae.
AUGGCUGAUCAUGUCUCGGAUGAAAUGCCUACAAAGUGCCCCCACUGUACCUCUUCAGAGGAACAUCGGCUUUGCCUGUGCUCAGCCGUCAACUCUCCGGUUCUGGUGGUGGAAAUGUCACAGACAUCGAGUAUUGGUAGUGCAGACAGUUUUGCUUCACAGGAGAAGAAAAAAGAAAAAAAUGCCAGCAGAGAACCUUCCACGAAAGAUCUGUCCACAAGAACAAACGUGGAGAGAAAAGCCUCUCAGCAACAGUGGGGCCGGGGCACUGCCACAGAGGGAAAAGUCCCGCACAUAAGGAUGGAAAACGGAGCCGACAUCGAGGAAUUCUAUACCUUCGGAAGAAUAUUGGGACAGGGAAGCUUUGGAAUGGUCACUGAAGUUACAGACAAAGAAACAGGAGCUAAGUGGGCAAUUAAAAAAGUGAAUAAAGAGAAGGCUGGAAGCUCAGCGGUGAAGUUACUUGAGCGGGAGGUGAACAUCCUAAAGAGUGUCAAACACAAACACAUCAUCCAUCUGGAGCAAGUGUUUGAGACGCCUAAGCAAAUGUACCUGGUGAUGGAGCUUUGUGAGGAUGGAGAGCUCAAAGGAGUUCUGGAUAAAAAGGGGCACUUCUCAGAGAACGAGACAAGGUUGAUAAUUCAAAGUCUUGCAUCAGCCAUCGCGUAUCUUCAUAACAAAGAUAUAGUGCACAGAGAUCUGAAGCUGGAGAACAUAAUGGUUAAAAGCAGCUUUACGGAUGAUAACAAUGAAAUGAACCUGAACAUAAAGGUGACUGAUUUUGGCCUGGCAGUCAAGAAGCAUGGCUCCAGGAGUGAAGGCAUGAUGCAGACCACGUGCGGCACUCCUAUUUAUAUGGCACCAGAGGUUAUCAAUGCCCAUGAGUACAGCCAGCAGUGCGACAUUUGGAGCAUAGGCGUCAUAAUGUACCUUUU